Molecule: messenger RNA, 2883 nt
Organism: Onychomys torridus (southern grasshopper mouse)
Lineage: Eukaryota; Metazoa; Chordata; Mammalia; Rodentia; Cricetidae
Gene: Polk
Product: DNA polymerase kappa
Exons: 15
Coding region: 287-2851 (854 amino acids)
Biological process (GO): error-prone translesion synthesis
Cellular component (GO): nucleus
Molecular function (GO): damaged DNA binding; DNA-directed DNA polymerase activity
Source: RefSeq, a predicted model, not a curated record
GUUGUGCGUAGCUGCUUUCCGGAAAGCCCGGGAACAUCUUUGCGACUUGCCUGGACGAGCAUGUCAGGGGCUCGGCCGCUUCGCUAUGGGCUGGAGGCUAGGCGUUUAUGACCCCUCCAGUCACACACUGAAGAUUUUUUUCUCUCUAAAGCCGCCACUGCUAACCCUGAAGGACUACUGCCUGUGUCUUUAGGAAUUAGACUUAAUACUUGAGGUUUACUGCUGUUGAAGGAAGAAAUCCUUCAGACUAUUUUCCUAAUAAAGAAGAAAUUACCUUGUUUACAUCAUGGAGAAAAGAAAAGAAAAGAAAAAUUGCAAAGAUGAUCUUCUGCUUAGGAUGGGACUGAAUGAUAAUAAAGCAGGAAUGGAAGGACUGGAUAAAGAGAAAAUAAACAGAAUUAUAAUGGAUGCCACAAAGGGGUCCAGAUUUUAUGGAAAUGAGCUCAAGAAGGAAAAGCAAGUCAAUCAACGGAUUGACAGUAUGAUGCAACAGAAAUCUCAGAUUACCAGCCAGCAGUUAAGGAAAGCGCAGUUACAGGUUGACAGAUUUGCAAUGGAAUUAGAACGGAACCGGAAUUUGAACAAUACCAUAGUUCAUGUUGACAUGGAUGCUUUCUAUGCAGCUGUAGAAAUGAGAGACAAUCCAGACUUGAAGGAUAAACCCAUUGCUGUAGGAUCAAUGAGUAUGCUGUCUACUUCAAAUUACCACGCAAGGAGGUUUGGUGUUCGCGCAGCCAUGCCAGGAUUUAUUGCUAAGAGACUCUGCCCACAACUUAUUAUAGUGCCCCCGAACUUUGACAAAUAUAGAGCUGUGAGUAAGGAGGUUAAGGAGAUUCUUGCUGAAUAUGAUCCCAACUUUAUGGCCAUGAGUCUGGACGAAGCCUACCUGAACAUAACACAGCACUUGGAGGAAAGGCAAAAUUGGCCUGAGGACAAAAGAAGAUAUUUCAACAAAACGGGAAACUCUGUAAAAACUGACUCAGAUAAACCUGGAGAGGAAGCUCACAAACUGAGUGAGGAGGAACCGGCCAGCUCCCCACUGCUGUUUGAAGAUAGUCCUCCUGAUUUGCAACUCCAAGGAAACCCUUUCCAACUGAACUCUGAGGAAGAAGACAGACCUCAAAUACUCCGAAAUUCGGUUGUUUUUGGAACAUCGGCUGAGGAAGCGGUGAGGGAAAUUCGCUUCAGAAUUGAACAGAAAACGACCCUGACAGCCAGCGCAGGUAUUGCCCCCAAUACAAUGUUAGCAAAGGUGUGCAGUGAUAAGAAUAAGCCAAAUGGACAAUACCAAAUUCUCCCCAGCAGAAAAGCAGUGAUGGACUUCAUCAAGGACUUGCCUAUUAGAAAGGUUUCUGGAAUAGGAAAAGUUACGGAGAAAAUGUUAAUGGCUCUUGGAAUUGUUACUUGCACAGAACUCUACCAACAGAGAGCAAUGCUUUCUCUCCUUUUCUCAGAAACAUCUUGGCAUUAUUUCCUUCACAUUGCCCUGGGUCUGGGUUCAACAGACCUAGCAAGGGAUGGAGAAAGGAAAAGUAUGAGUGUUGAAAGGACGUUUAGUGAAAUAAGUCACACAGAGGAACAGUUCAGCUUAUGCCGAGAGCUGUGCACUGAACUUGCUCGUGACCUCCAGAAGGAAGGACUGAAGGGGAGAACUGUUACCAUUAAGCUGAAGAACGUGAAUUUUGAAGUAAAAACUCGUGCAUCUACAGUUCCAUCCGCUCUUUCCACUGCAGAAGAAAUAUUUGCCGUUGCUAAGGAGCUGCUAAAGACAGAAGUUAACGCGGGUUCUCCACAUCCCCUGAGGUUAAGGUUGAUGGGUGUUCGGAUGUCCACUUUCUCCAACGAAGAUGACAAGAAGCACCAACAGAGGAGCAUCAUUGGCUUCUUACAAGCUGGACACCAAGCUCUGUCAUCUGGGUGUAGUCUAGACAAAACUGACAAAACUGAGUUUGUAAAGCCUUUAGAAAUGUCACCUAAGAAGAGUUUCUUUGAUAAAAAGCGAUCAGAAAGGGUCUCGAGCCAUCAAGAUCCAUUCAGAUGUGAAAUUGUGGAUCAGCAAGCUUUACAGCCCUCACAACCAUCCCAAGCUUUAAAGAAGAUGAGCGAGAGUUUGGAAACAUCAGAGAAUUCAAAUAACUGUCAGACAUUUACAUGUCCAGUUUGCUUUAGGGAUCAAGAAGGCAUUAGUCUGGAAGCCUUUAACGAACAUGUAGAUGCAUGUCUUGAUGGACCAUCAGCCAGUGAGAACUCGGAAAUGCCCUCUUUCUCACAUGCUUCCUCAGCAGAUUCUGGUCAGCAGGAAUGUACACACCCUUCGAUUACACUGUGUGAGAAACAGGAUCAUGAAGAUGGAGAGGUCACUUCAGCAGAUGGUGUGGAUCUCGUAGAGACUGAAGACAACUCAUUGAGAGCAGCAAGUAUGGACACUUUAGGAAGUAAUCACAGCAAAGAGGAAUAUCCUGAUAUUCCAAACCACUCUUGUCCUGUUUCAUUGGCAGAUGAAACUGUCAGAAUAUUAAGUAAGCAAGAGUCCAUCCAGCCCUGUACAGAUGAGGUAGUAACAGGACAAGCUCUAGUUUGUCCUGUCUGUAACCUAGAACAAAAGACUUCUGAUCUUACCCUCUUCAAUGUACAUGUGGAUAUUUGCUUAAAUAAAGGCAUUAUCCAAGAACUGAGAAAAAAUGACAUUAAUUCAGUCAAACAAUGCAAAGAAAGCUCCAGAAAUACUGCAGACAGACUUCGGAAGGCUGCAAGAAGGACAGAAAGGCGGGGACUGAAGGCAAAGUGUUCCACGUCAAAGAAAACAAAACCUCCGAGUCCCAGACACACCCUUGAUAUAUUUUUUAAAUGAACUUUGACCAUUUUAUCAACAUUUUUAUUGAA